CCUCUUUGACGGAGUUACAUGUUUAUUCCGGACAUUAUCCUCGCCAUCUGAGUGAACAAUUAAACAGUAUUGUUGAGCGAAAUUGCAACAUCCGCAAGUUAAGCAUUCCAACUUCUUGGGGCUACUCUCCCGAGAUUUUUUUAAAAGUCAAAAGCCUAAAGUAUUUCGGUUUUGUGUUUGGUACUCGUCUCCUCGAACAGACAGCAAAUAACUUGGAAGUGAAGGACCUGGAAAAGGUGGAGAUCAAAUUCGUUCGUAUGAGUUCGACGUCACUCGAUUCAUUCGACUGUUUGAACAUUUUGUUGAAAAAACUGGCUGCAAAUGCUUCCAUGCUAACGGACCUGUCCAUUGAAAUAUUGAACCUUCACCACGAUGAUGAUACUGUCUUCUUAUUUGAUAAGUGUCCGCUGCCGCUGAGCUUGUUUAACCUGCCGUCGCUUCGCUUAGACGUUAUGUGUCCGAGCUUAUACAGAGAUCUGCCGAAAAUGCAACCGAAUUUGAAACAUUUGGAUCUGGUCAUUUAUGACUAUGACGAUUGUAGCGAAUCUGAUCAGAUCAUUUCUCUGAUAAAAAAUUUGAAGAUUUUGGAAAUCUUUCACAUAAAAAUAAAGGACUACUACAAACCGGCAGACGAAUUGCGAAGCGAAUCGGUCAUCCGGCAAGUAUUUGACGCCUGCUCCAAAAAAAGGCCAACGCUACAUAUGUACGUACAAUACAACGAGCUUGGGUUCAGUAUUUUUGGCGUGAAGUUGAACUUCAUGGAUCGCAAGUCAACCGUCACCCAUAUUCCUUUCGAACUAAACUACCUCAGUGACUCCCUUGAACACCAGUCGCUGCUCCGUUGCUGAUGCUACUAGCGUUCAGUUCCCCAUCUACAUUGUUUAUUCACGCCGUUGGAUGUAAUUAUAACAUUUCCUACU
Molecule: messenger RNA, 920 nt
Organism: Bradysia coprophila
Lineage: Eukaryota; Metazoa; Arthropoda; Insecta; Diptera; Sciaridae
Source: RefSeq, a predicted model, not a curated record